AUAAUUCUUUUCCUACUCAUUACUCAUUACACCCUUAUCACCAAAAGUCAGCGCCUUCUUUUGUCUCUAUUUUUCUCUCUUAGAACAACCAAAAAAAAAAAAAAAAAAAGCAACUGAUCAAGAAGAAGCUGAGACAAAGGUACAGAUUCUCAGAGCAGAGUUCUGUCUUUGAUAAUGGAAGUCGAUUGGGAUCUUCACGCCGUCGUCAGAGGCUACUCCGCCGUGUCCUCCACCGCCACCAUCAUUCCCUCUUCUUCUUCUUCCUCUUCCAAUAACUCCAUCCCUUUUUCUUUUAGCAGAGACCUAACCAACCAAACAAAAAAUCAUUUCUUCUCCCUUCAAGAUCCAUUUCAACCACCUAAUUGCAAUUCCACUCAAGAAUUGCAUGAGCUUUUCAAACCCUUUUUCCCCAAAUCUCAACCCUCUCCUCCGCCGCCUCCUCCACCGCCUGCUCCGCCGCUUCUUUCCUCUCCGGCUGCUAAAAUUCUGACCCCUCCGAAGCAACAACAGAGCACCCAUCUCCCCAAACAGCUCCAUUCAACCUCUGUUUCUGCUCCGAGAUCCAAACGCCGGAAGAAUCAGCUGAAGAAAGUCUGCCAAGUUCCGGCGGAGUCUCUGUCUUCGGAUAUUUGGGCUUGGCGAAAAUAUGGCCAAAAACCCAUUAAAGGAUCUCCAUAUCCAAGGGGAUAUUACAGAUGUAGCAGUUCGAAGGGUUGCAUGGCCAGAAAACAAGUCGAGAGGAACAGAUCCGACCCGGGAAUGUUCAUAGUCACUUACACGGCGGAGCACAACCACCCGGCGCCGACUCACCGGAACUCCCUCGCCGGCUCCACUCGUCAGAAACCCAUCACACCGACGCCCACCGCUUCCGGAUCUGGAAAACCCGACCCGAAACAGCCGGUUUGCUCGUCGGAAGAACAGAGUACGAUCACAGAGAGCAAAGAAGAGAAAGAGGAACUAUUAAUGGCUGAAGAUGAAGAAGACGACGAUCUGGGGGUCUCCGAUUUGAUCGUCAACGACGAUUUCUAUGUGGGUUUUGAAGAACUCGACAGCCCAAUCACGGACGACUGUUUUUCUGAUCCGUUUCCGGCGAAUUUUGACCUUCCAUGGUUGUUUAAUGGAAACCCAGACAGCGAAAUUGUAAAACUCCCCUGUUAAAUUAAUCUUCAACUUUUUUUUUUUUUUUUUUUUUUUCCCUUUUCCAAUAGAGAUCUGUAAAAUCAAAGAAGUUAGAGCAAAGAUUUUAACAAGUGUUUUUAGCGAGAGCAAGCAAGAUAGAUGAUUUCAUCUUCUUUCUCUGUAUCCUUUUGUUUAUUUUUUUCCCUGUAAUUUUAGAAGAACAGUGAUCUUGAAGUUGAAGAUUCAGUGGGUUUUGCGAGAAUUUUUGAGGGAAAAAGGAAUAAACUGCAAAAGGGGUUGACUAAUUAAAAGAAAUGAAAUGGAAUCAAAGCGAUGAAUGACGUGUAAAUGGCGUUGACAGAGAUGGAAAUUAGAGAGAUUAAAAGCAGAGGUUGAAGAAAAAAUGGUUAUGGAGGAAGACGAAGAAUAUGCUUCUUUUUCAAAAUGCUUGUCCGAGGACAACAAUGGUGGUGGAGAAUCAGUUUUUUUUUUUUUUUUUUUUUUUUUUAAUAGAAAAAAAUGAGGAUUUGGAAUUUUUCUUUAGUAGUUGAUGCCAGUUGGGUCAUAUUGGUAAGGAUAAAUGGUAGCCAUUCAACAUCAAUAUGUGUAUAAUUGCAUCCAAAAUUUUAAUUUGUGUUUUGCAUUUUUUCUUUAAAUUUUUUGAUAGAGAGAUUCUGUUUUUUAUGUACGGCUCAACUUUUAUUUUGU
Molecule: messenger RNA, 1827 nt
Organism: Benincasa hispida (wax gourd)
Lineage: Eukaryota; Viridiplantae; Streptophyta; Magnoliopsida; Cucurbitales; Cucurbitaceae
Gene: WRKY22
Product: WRKY family transcription factor
Biological process (GO): regulation of DNA-templated transcription
Cellular component (GO): nucleus
Molecular function (GO): DNA-binding transcription factor activity; transcription cis-regulatory region binding
Source: RefSeq, a predicted model, not a curated record